This is a messenger RNA of Exophiala spinifera, 4362 nucleotides long. RefSeq lists its product as uncharacterized. Bases 1 to 4362 code for a protein of 1453 amino acids. The transcript is spliced from 15 exons. Gene Ontology annotation, biological process: transmembrane transport. Gene Ontology annotation, molecular function: ATP hydrolysis activity; ABC-type transporter activity; ATP binding. The record is from RefSeq and is a predicted model, not a curated record. Gene Ontology annotation, cellular component: membrane. NCBI's taxonomy places the organism in Eukaryota, Fungi, Ascomycota, Eurotiomycetes, Chaetothyriales, Herpotrichiellaceae.
AUGGCAGGCUGUCCCAGCGACAGUGACCAGUUCUUUGGCCCCCGUGUCCCUUCUAGCUGCCGAAGCCUGGAUUUCACGCUGUUCUUUGAAGAUGUCUUCCUGGGGUGCUUGCCAGCUGCCCUCUUCAUCUUUCUUUCGCCUUCAUCUGUAUUCAUGCUGGUCCGAAGACCGCCCUUGAAGCCCUCAUGCAGGUCUCCAUCAUUCAUUGCUCAGUCAGCUGCGUUGCUUGCCAACACCACCGCACUUUUGGUGAUGCUCGUGCUUCGCAUCCAGAUCUCAGCAUUCAGAACCCGGGCCUCUCUAGCAGCAGACAUUCUAUCUCUCGUUGCCACCGGCAUCGUCCAGGUCUUCUUGUUCUGGGACCAUCGACGAUCGCUCCGUCCAUCAACCGCCCCGAGCCUGUACCUGACCGCCUCGAUUCUUUCUGGGGUCGUCAGAACCCGGACGCUAUGGCUCAUCAGCCCCCCAGUCCCGGUUCCUGUGGCCUCAACAGUGGCUCUAGGGUCCUCUUCGGUGGCGCUGCUUCUACAAUCACGGAAGAAACACAUCCCGCCUUCGACCGACAAUCAACCUUUUGCGCCUGAGCAGCUCAGUGGAAUCUGGAGCCGGACGAUAUUCGCUUGGAUCGUCCCCCUCCUUCGCACGGGGCAUUCCAAAAUCAUAUCACUUCAUGAUCUCCCUUCGCUUGAUCAAAAGCUCAGGAGCAUUCGACUGGCAGACGAAUUGAGCUCAACAUGGGCGAGAUAUGAUCAGAAGCGUCGAUACAGUCUCUUCUAUGCUUGCAUUCACGCCUACGUCUUCUCUUUCCUGAGCCCGAUAGUUCCGCGUCUCUGCCUCGCCGCAUUCACCUUCUCUCAACCAUUCCUCAUAGCAACCACAGUCAAGUUUGUCGAUCAACAGAACCUGGAUUCCCACAGUGGCAAGGGCAUCAUAGCUGGCUGGGCCCUAGUGUACCUAGGGAUAGCCGUCUGUAAAUCGAUCUACUGGUAUCAGAACGUCCGUUUCACCACUCGACUUCGAGGUGGACUAAGCGCCUUGGUUUAUCGACAAAGUCUGCACAUGAGGUCCUUCGAGUCAGGCGAGCACACUGCAAUGGCCUUGAUGAGCACCGACGUGGAGCGUCUGGCGAAUGGAAUGCUAUCCUUCCAUGAAGUGUGGACCUCACUGGUCAGCAUCGCGGUCGCAUCCUGGCUACUGGGGCUUCAAUUGUCAAUUGCCUGUCUCAUGCCUGUUCUCCUCGUAACGGCGUUUGUGGCCAUCACGUCCAAGGUCUCCAUCUUGACGAAGGACGCGCAGGUUGCAUGGAUCAAGCAGGUUCAAGAGCGUCUCCGAGUCACGGGCGCAACUCUGAAUGUUGUGAAAACAGUCAAGAUGGCUGGACUAGACGGCGUGGUGUCUGAAGCAAUCCAGAGGCUGCGUGUCCGCGAGAUCCAGAGUUCUGCAGUGUACCGAAAGCUCCUAACGGUAACUGUGUUCCUCUCUCUCGCGCCGAUGAACCUUGCACCUGUUCUUACCUUCUCCAUGUACACCGUUAUAGCUGUGUUUUGGAAAAACGAAACCUUGCUAACGGUGCAAGCGUUUACGUCGGUGUCCCUUAUCGCUCUUUUGACAUCGCCGGUCGUGAUCUUCAUUCAGUCACUACCAAAUUUUGUCCAGUGCCUUGGACUGUUUGAACGCAUCCAAGAAUUCUGCAGUGGCGACUUGGGUGUGCAUGACGGGAACAGGUGCUCACAGGUAGCAGAUUACGUUGGAGUGUCAGAAAAGUCAGUAGACGUCGGUCCUGAGCCGGAUCAGGGCAGGAAGUCCAUCGAACUCAGCCGUGUGAGCUUUUGCUGGAGUAAAGAUCGGCCCCCUGUGCUCAAGAGCCUAGACGCCACCAUCCACCGUGGGAACAUCACAGUAAUUGCAGGUCCUGUUGGGGCUGGGAAGUCGGCACUUUUGAAAAGUCUCCUCGGCGAGUUGAUACCGGUCUCUGCGAGCCCGGAGAGUACCUCAAAGCAGUAUGAGAUCUUGUCCGAAGGGGCUGCCUACUGCGCGCAGCAACCAUGGCUUGAAAACGGGACCAUUUUUCAGAACAUAAUCGGCCAGUCUGUCUACGACCAGCGGUGGUAUUCUUCUGUCAAGGCCGCGUGUGCGCUGGACGUGGAUAUUGAAAGCCUACAGCAUGCUGACCAGACUCGCAUCGGAAGUGAGGGAGUCAGCUUGAGCGGAGGACAGAAGCAACGCGUCGCUCUGGCUCGCGCAGUGUAUUCGAGGCGCAAAACCAUCCUUCUCGAUGACGUGUUCAGCAGCAUGGACAUGCGCACCGCCAACAUCGUGUCCAACCGUCUGUUUGGAAAGCAUGGGCUGCUUCGGAAGCCCCAUAUCACCGUGAUCAUCGCUACCUAUACUGGGAAUAUAAUGGCGUUUGCCGACGCCAUCGUGAUAUUGGAAGACGGGAGGAUUACCGAGGUCGGCACUCCUUCCAGCCUCCUCGGAAAGUCGAGCUAUGUUCACAAGCUGGGAAGGAAGUCUGUCCAAGACAGUGAAACUGUCGAAGAAGUGCCUCCGUCCGAACUGUUGCCACCAGACGAGUUCUCACACCGCCUGCAAGAGGCCUCGGAAGAGGCAGUAGAUACAGAGCACGACCUGAGACGCAAGAAUGGGGACCUCAGCGUGUACCAAUACUACUUCCAGAGUGCAGGUGCGGGCGUCGUAGCCUUGUACCUGACCUUCGUGACGCUGUUGGAGUUUUGCACCAACUUCUCUGUGGUCCUUCUCAAAUGGUGGUCCGAGGCCAACGAAAAGCAACCAAAUCAUGACGUUGGGCUGUGGAUGGGCCUAUACGCCAUGCUCGCCAUGCUCGGGACCUUGGGCAUUUUCGUAUCGGCAUGGGUCGCCUUUGUUUUCGUCAUAUCCAAUACGGCUAUUCGCUUUCAUACCGACCUGCUUGAAACGACUUUCCGAUCCUCUUUUCGAGUGCUCGCCGCCACUGAUCAUGGACAGCUGCUGAACAGAUUCAGCCACGACAUGGAGCUCAUUGACAUGGAGCUGCCCAUCGUCUUGGUGAAUUACACCUCCACUGCGGUGUCCUGUUUCAUUAGUCUGAUAAUCCUCGCCAUCUUUUCGAAAUACCUCGGAGUCAGCCUACCAUUGCUGGCGGUAUUGGUGUAUUUCUUGCAACGCUUCUAUCUCCAAACCUCGCGCCAAAUGCGGCUACUCAGCAUUGAAGCGCGAGCACCCCUAUACACGCAUUUCACCGAGUCUGUUGCCGGCGCCGUGACGAUCCGUGCUUUUGGAUGGCAAUCGCAAUACGAGAAGAAGUGCUGUCACCACAUCGACGUUGCACAAGCCCCUGCCUAUCUGCAGAGCUGUAUCCAGCACUGGCUGAAUUUUGUGCUGGAUGUUCUGGUGACUGUCCUCGCCGUCGUUCUUGUCGCAACCGUGGUUACAUGGCAUGACAAAUUCAGUUCGGGGAGCGUAGGCGUUGGGUUGAUCAUGGUCACCGGCUUCAAUGAGAUCCUUGCCCGCCUGAUCCAGAAUUUGACGAAGGCGGAGUCCAGCGUGGGCGCCGUUGCACGCGUGAUGCGUUUUGUAAGAGAGACGGAACCCGAAGAUCCAAGAGAUCAACUAGGCAGCACGCCGCCCGAUUGGCCUUCCAAUGGGGCAGUCGAAUUUGUGAGCAUUGUUGCUUCUUAUCAAGGGGUUUCUAGAAACGCCGAACAAGCAGUGCUGCGCAACAUUUCACUUGAGAUUCGGCCCGGCCAGCAUAUCGCCAUUUGUGGACGGACCGGGAGCGGUAAGACGUCUCUGGCGUCUUGCCUCGUGCAGAUGAUGGUGGUCCAUGAAGGUCACAUCAUAGUGGAUGGAGUCGAUGUGUCGAAACUUUCGCCUCAGGACCUCCGGUCCCGCCUGAACGUCGUGCCGCAGGAUCUUCUCCUUCUACCAGGCAGCCUUCGGACUAAUAUCGACCCAUUUCAGGUUGCCUCGGACGACACAAUCGUCGCGUCUCUGAUGCGAGUUGGGUUGUGGGACAUGGUCCGAGAGCAGGGGGGGCUGGAUGUUGCGAUCGAUGUGGCCGCUUGGUCCAUGGGUCAAAGACAACUGCUUUGCCUCUGCAGAGCCAUGGUGAGGCAAAGCAAAGUAUUGAUCCUCGAUGAGAUCACAAGCAGCGUCGACAGCGAGACUGAAUCCAAGAUACAAGACAUUAUCGACAACGAGUUCCGGGCCUGCACUGUAUUGGCAGUCAUGCACCGGCUUGAUCAUAUUUUGCGGUACGACAUGGUUGCGCUCCUGGAGGAUGGAAGACUACUCGAGUACGACCAACCGGGAGUCUUGCUCGCACAAGAAUCCAAGUUUGCUCAGCUCUACCAGAAGGUGUAA